AUGAUUAAGGUUGGUGGAGUUACCCCAAAGAAGGGUGGAACAGAGCAUUUAGGGCUCCUUGUUUUCAUCUUAGUUGAAGACGAAAAAGCUGAAACCAAGGCUAAUGCAUCUGUAAUUUAUGUGCCUCCACCAUUUGCUGCAGCAGCAAUCAUGGAAGCAUUAGAGGUUGAAUUGGAUUUGAUUGUUUGCAUUACAGAAGCAAUUCCACAACAUGACAUGGUUCGUGUAAAGGCUGCUCUUAUUAAGCAGUCAAAAACUCGGUUGAAUGGACCAAAUUGCCCUAGUAUCAUUAAGCCUGGAGAAUGCAACAUCAGAAUCAUGUCUGGUUACAUUCAUAAACCGGGGCGUAUUGGUAUUGUAUCUCGAUCUGGCACACUAACUUAUGAAGUGGUAUACCAAACCACUACUGUAGGGCUAGGUCAAUCCACAUGUGUAGGUAUUGGUGAGGAUCCUUUUAACGGGACUAACUUUGAUGACUGCAUGAGAAAAUUCAUUGAUGACCCUCAGACAGAAGUCUUUAGUUUUUCCAUGUCUAUUCCGAAAUUUGAGGUUGAGUUGAGAAGAGAGCGUCAUGAGGGAUAUCUCAAGGAGAAGUAUAGACUUGCUCGUGUUAUGGAACAUAAGGUUUCAGAACAUGCAAGCUGGUCUGGAUGCUUCUACGUGCGAAUUCUCCAAACUGCCCUUGCAGCUAUUGGAGCUCCUGAAAAUCUUGUUGAAGUCAUAACCAGGUGUUGGCAGAAUGGAGCUGCUUUACAAUCUAGUGUACAAAACUGUGCAGGAGCUGAAAGAUUUUAUUCCCACAAAGACAUAUACGCUUCAUUUAUAGUUGCGGUUGUUAAGAUUGUUAAAUCUGUCUCUGCUGUAAGAGCUGAAAUUGUUGGAGGUGGAAAUGUGAGAGGUAUUAGUGAAGGUGAUGUUGACCAAUACUUCCCUCCUACUGUUAUUGUAAAUGUCAACCAUCAGAUGAAAUUGAUGCAAGAUGAAUUACCAUGCAAAAACUGUGAUAAAUAUGGGUGCAUUACUUCUGCAGAGACUGUUAUGUUAGAGAAGAAAAGCGUGGAUGAGUUUUUAUCCAAUAUAAGCAAUGGCAAAACUGUUAUUGUCUCACUUUCAGUUUAG
This is a messenger RNA of Lactuca saligna, 1119 nucleotides long. The record is from the annotation of a GenBank genome assembly. Lineage: Eukaryota; Viridiplantae; Streptophyta; Magnoliopsida; Asterales; Asteraceae.